CCGGGUGGCUGCGGGCGGCGGCGCUGGGCCCGGCGCGGCGAGAGAAGCGCCGAGAUGCCGAGCAAGAAGAAGAAGUACAACGCGAGGUUCCCGCCGGCGCGGAUCAAGAAGAUCAUGCAGACGGACGAAGAGAUUGGGAAGGUGGCGGCGGCCGUGCCUGUCAUCAUCUCUCGGGCGCUGGAGCUCUUUCUGGAGUCACUUUUGAAGAAGGCUUGCCAGGUGACCCAGUCCCGAAACGCCAAGACCAUGACCACAUCCCACCUGAAGCAGUGCAUCGAGCUGGAACAGCAGUUCGACUUCUUGAAGGAUCUGGUAGCCUCAGUGCCUGACAUGCAGGGGGACGGGGAAGACAACCACAUGGACGGGGACAAGGGGGCCCGCAGGGGCCGGAAGCCGGGCAGCAGCGCCCGCAAGAAUGGCGGCGUGGGAAGCAAAGGCAAGGACAAGAAGCUGUCUGGGACGGACUCUGAGCAGGAGGAUGAGUCCGAGGACACAGACACCGAGGGAGAGGAGGAGACGCCCCAGGCCCCGCCCCAGGCCAGCCGCCCCCCUGCGCCCUUUCCCAGCCCCCCGACACCCUUCAUGCCUUUCACCUCGACGCUGCCUCUGCCCCCACCACCCCCAGGCCUCUCGGCCCCAGAUGCAGAGGACGAAGAGGACUAUGAUUCCUAGCGCCCUCUGCCCCCCAGGCCACACCCCCUUUUAGUUGGUUUUAGUUGCUCUGGGGGGAGGAGAGAAGGUAGAGUUGUUCUUAAAUUUAUUAAAAAAAAAAGGAAUAAGGGAAAGCCAGUGUCUGUCCCAGCUUCUUGCCAGG
This is a messenger RNA of Condylura cristata (star-nosed mole), 814 nucleotides long. RefSeq names its product DR1-associated protein 1 (negative cofactor 2 alpha) (gene DRAP1). NCBI's taxonomy places the organism in Eukaryota, Metazoa, Chordata, Mammalia, Eulipotyphla, Talpidae. Gene Ontology annotation, cellular component: nucleus; negative cofactor 2 complex. Gene Ontology annotation, molecular function: transcription coactivator activity; RNA polymerase II general transcription initiation factor activity; transcription corepressor activity. The record is from RefSeq and is a predicted model, not a curated record. The transcript has 7 exons. The coding region runs from base 55 to 672 and encodes 205 amino acids. Gene Ontology annotation, biological process: positive regulation of transcription by RNA polymerase II; transcription by RNA polymerase II; negative regulation of transcription by RNA polymerase II.